GAGCCGCAGCAGCCGCAGCAGCCAUGCCCGCCAGAGCAGCGCCGGGCUGCGAGCUGGCCCGCGUGUCCAGCGUGAAGCAGCUCCCGGAGCAGGAGAAGGGCUCAGCCAUGGGGAACUCGGACAGGGAACGCAAAUCGUCCUACGAGGACGUGUCCGGGGAGCCGGGGGGGCUCGGGGGGGCGCUCAGCACCAUCUCCAGCAGCAGGAGCCCCCUGCAGCCCCCCGAGGACGAGGAGCCCUUCACCACCUACUUCGACAGCAAGAUCCCAAUCCCCGAGGAUGAGGCGCACUCCUGCUUCAGCCUGCGCAAGCUGUGGGCGUUCACGGGCCCCGGGUUCCUGAUGAGCAUCGCCUACCUGGACCCCGGCAACAUCGAGUCCGACCUGCAGUCCGGGGCCGUGGCCGGCUUCAAGCUGCUCUGGGUGCUGCUCCUGGCCACCAUCAUCGGGCUGCUGCUGCAGCGGCUGGCGGCCCGGCUGGGCGUGGUCACCGGGCUGCACCUGGCCGAGGUGUGCCACCGCCAGUACCAGAAGGUCCCGCGGAUCCUCCUGUGGCUCAUGGUGGAACUCGCCAUCAUCGGCUCCGACAUGCAGGAGGUGAUCGGCUCUGCCAUCGCCAUCAACCUGCUCUCCGUGGGGAAGAUCCCUCUCUGGGGAGGAGUGCUCAUCACCAUUGCUGACACCUGUUUCCUCUUCCUGGACAAAUAUGGCUUGAGGAAGCUGGAGGCGUUUUUUGGGCUCCUCAUCACCAUCAUGGCCGUGACCUUUGGAUAUGAGUAUGUGACAGUGAGGCCCAACCAGCAGAAGCUGCUGCAGGGGCUGUUCAUCCCCUACUGCAAGGACUGUGGCACUCCCCAGCUGGAGCAGGCUGUGGGCAUCGUGGGCGCCGUCAUCAUGCCCCACAACAUGUACCUGCACUCGGCCCUGGUCAAGUCCCGCCAGGUGAACCGGGCAGACAAGAGGGAGGUGAGAGAAGCCAACAAAUAUUUCUUCAUCGAGUCGUGCAUCGCUCUCUUCGUCUCCUUCAUCAUCAACAUCUUCGUGGUGACCGUGUUUGCUGAGGCUUUCUUCAACAAGACCAACGCAGACGUGAACCAGGUCUGUGCCAACUCCAGCAGCCCCCACUCCUCCCUGUUCCCCAACAACAACGAGACCCUGGAGGUGGACAUCUACAAGGGGGGCGUGGUCCUGGGCUGCUACUUCGGCCCCGCCGCGCUCUACAUCUGGGCCAUCGGCAUCCUGGCGGCCGGGCAGAGCUCCACCAUGACCGGCACCUACUCGGGCCAGUUCGUCAUGGAGGGCUUCCUGAACCUGCGCUGGUCCCGCUUUGCCCGGGUGCUGCUCACUCGCUCCAUCGCUGUCACCCCCACGCUCUUCGUGGCCAUUUUCCAGGACGUGGAGCACCUGACGGGCAUGAACGACUUCCUGAACGUCCUCAUGAGCCUCCAGCUCCCGUUCGCGCUGAUCCCGGUGCUCACCUUCACCAGCCUGCCCAGCGUCAUGCACGACUUCGCCAACGGCUUGUUCUGGAAGGUGGCCGGGGGGCUCCUGAUCCUCCUCAUCUGCUGCAUCAACAUGUACUUCGUGGUGGCUUAUGUGAUGUCCCUGCACAACCUGGGGCUCUACAUCGGGGCUGCCGUGCUCAGCGUCGUCUACCUGUCCUUCGUGGCCUACCUGACGUGGCUGUGCCUCGUUGCCCUGGGCGCCUCCUUCCUGGCCUGCGGGAACACGGGCCGCCUGGGCUUCGCCGCCCGCCCCGAGCUCUUCCUCCUCGGCCACGUGGACCCCGAGCCGCCCGUGCCCAGGUGACAGCGCCAGGAGCAGCCCGGACCUCCAGGACCCCCCAGUUAUGGGAUGGACCCCCGGGACCCCUCCCUGCCCCGGGACCCCGAGCCCCGGGCGCGGCAGAGCAGAGCAGAGACCCGGGACAGCAGGACCAGGAGGAGCCCCCCGAGCCAGGGCCCCUCAAAGCUUUUCCCCUUUAUCCCCCCAAGGCAGCUCUGGGAAGGGUCCGUUGAUGCUUCCUGGAUUUCCAUUCCCAUCACUCCAGUACGACUUUGAUCCUCGGGGGUUUCCCUAAUCUGGGGAGAUUCCGGAAUUCCCAGAUGUGCUGCCAGGCUCUGGCCUUGGGCCAGGGUUGACACAAGGGUCACAAGCAUUUCCCAGCAUUUAUUUCCCAGCAUUUCCAGGAGUUUUGGGUUCUUCCAGAGCUCCAAAUCCACCCUCAGAAGGGUUUGAGGGCAGCAGUUCCCAAAAAAUGUGAUGGAGCAUCGGGAAUUUCCUUCUCUGCGGUUUUUAGCCUGUUUUAGAAAUAAAAAUUUUGCUACCCAG
Molecule: messenger RNA, 2330 nt
Organism: Oenanthe melanoleuca
Lineage: Eukaryota; Metazoa; Chordata; Aves; Passeriformes; Muscicapidae
Gene: SLC11A2
Product: solute carrier family 11 member 2
Biological process (GO): metal ion transport
Cellular component (GO): plasma membrane
Molecular function (GO): iron ion transmembrane transporter activity; manganese ion transmembrane transporter activity; cadmium ion transmembrane transporter activity
Source: RefSeq, a predicted model, not a curated record